Molecule: messenger RNA, 699 nt
Organism: Kickxella alabastrina
Lineage: Eukaryota; Fungi; Kickxellomycota; Kickxellomycetes; Kickxellales; Kickxellaceae
Product: kinase-like domain-containing protein
Exons: 1
Biological process (GO): intracellular signal transduction; protein phosphorylation
Cellular component (GO): nucleus; cytoplasm
Molecular function (GO): protein serine/threonine kinase activity; ATP binding
Source: RefSeq, a predicted model, not a curated record
AUGGAGAGCAGAUACAAGUCCAUCAAGCAUAUUGGUGAAGGCGCCUUCAGUUCAGUUCUCCUUGCGCUCAACAUCGAGACGGGCGAAAAAGUAGCCAUCAAGAAGAUGAAGAAGCGGCGGUGGAAGGACACAGCAGCACAGGCAGAAAUCAGCGCUUUACAAAAGCUGCACCACGAGAACAUCAUCCGACUCCUAGACGUAUUCCGCGAGGACUACCGGUCCUUCCUAGUCUUCGAAUGCAUGGACUGCGACCUCAACGAGCUAGUAGUUUCGCGACACGGACGCAGAAUCCCCGACACUGUCAUAUUGGACAUCACCUACCAGGUAUUAAAUGGCUUGGACUUUAUCCAUAAGAACGAGCUGUUCCACCGAGACAUUAAGCCCGAAAAUGUCCUUAUCCGGCGCCAUAUCACUUCGUCUGGCGGGCCAGGCGGCAGCUCGGCCAUUGUUGUGGAGGCCAAGAUUGCAGACUUUGGACUCGUCCAUGAUUUGGAUUUCUCCCGACCCCUGACGGAUUACAUUAGUACGCGGUGGUACCGCGCGCCUGAAGUACUUCUGAACUGCCCUAACUACUCUACCCCAAUAGAUGUCUGGGCAGUCGGCACGAUAGUUGCGGAGCUGGCAACACUGCGACCGUUGUUCCCGGGAAGUAACCAGAUCGACCAGCUGCGGAGAAUCUUUGAGGUCCUCGGUACCCCU